Molecule: messenger RNA, 1435 nt
Organism: Macroventuria anomochaeta
Lineage: Eukaryota; Fungi; Ascomycota; Dothideomycetes; Pleosporales; Didymellaceae
Exons: 1
Coding region: 104-1294 (396 amino acids)
Source: RefSeq, a predicted model, not a curated record
CGACGGCUACUGUACCAUUUUCGCUCAGUAAUUCGAGACGUCAAAAGUUAAUUCAGACCAUCUUCCCCCCCGCCCCCCCAACAAAGCCCCACAAUCAGCUGCAAUGCCUGGGCUCGACCAAAUUAUUCUACAACCCGACUCAAGGGAGCUCCUUCCCCCGCUCCUGGCCUGCCUCGCAGUAUCAGGUAAAGCAAAAGAGGCUCCACCAGGACUACUGCCCCUUGUCUCACCGAUUCUUCGCCAGAGACUUCAGCUUGUUGCUACAGACGACUGGCUCUCCCUCCUUUGCUGGGACCGGGAUGUCGCGGCGAAGUUACCAUCGGUCAUAGAGAAGAUCCGCGUCGAGCCACACCCAGCAUCUGGCGAGAUCGAGCCGGAAGACCCAGACCAAAUACUGUACAGGCGGUCAGAUCCUGAGACACUACAUGCGAGAUUGGUAUUGGGCGAAUUUGGCAUUAUCCCAACAUACCUCUGGUGCACAGGUGGAGAGAGCGGCAGCAGAUGGCUCCUUGCUGAGCUCAGAGGAAUCGCAAAUGCCGACGAUGGCACAGAAUGGUUCGAAAGCCUAGGCGAGGCAAAUGAAGCAGGCUUCCAUCGCAAGCCCUUGAAGAGUAACGGCUACCCCACACAGCAAAUCACACAAUACUCGGAGUCGCAGCAAGAGGACGAUGAAGAUGACGACGGCUCCUACUGGGCCGCAUAUGACCAGACACCCAACACCCGCACACCUGCGCAGAAACGCUCGCCCGUGCCGCAAACAAACAGCCGCACACAAAUCGGACCCACACAGUCUGAACUGGAGUAUUUCGCACGGUACGCUUCGGAGGUACAACCGGCGCUCGACGCGCACGACCCCGACGAAGAGAGCCCAGAAGCUGGCGAAUCGACACUCAACGGCAAUGCUCUGAACUACACUCGCGCUCCUCAAACCGAGCCGCUCGAGACUUCGAACCUAGGACCUAACGGAUACGACUCGUCGCUGCCACCAUCAUAUGUCAAUGGAUCUGGUGAAGAGAGCAGGACGGAGCACAUUGAGUCGGUCGACGACGCACGACAUGCUGCGCUGAACCACCCACGUCCGUCGUCUUCUAGCUCGUCGAGGUCGGUUGAGAGGUUGGAGAGGGAAGCAGCGACCCACAGCCAGGCUGAGCUGGCUGUCAAACAGCAUAUCAGUACGGAUAUCAAGAGCUUGUUCAGAUUGGCAAGAGCAUCGGGCAUUGAUAGGGAAGAGUUUGAGAGGAUCAUCCAGAGGGAGCUUGAAGUACUGCCUUUGCUUGAGAGGGAUUCUGACUAGACAACAAGUUGCAUACACGCAAGAUAAGCGGACCAAGUUGGGUACCAGAACAUGUGCAUAGCGUUCUGUUGGCGUUGUUGGCACAGCAUUUAUAAGCAUGUAACGAAUUCACAUAACAAAAUAGCAUCACACUCGAUCCGA